Messenger RNA from Sclerotinia sclerotiorum 1980 UF-70, 1470 nucleotides. RefSeq lists its product as hypothetical. Gene Ontology annotation, cellular component: cytoplasm; plasma membrane; cytosol. Bases 1 to 1470 code for a protein of 489 amino acids. Lineage: Eukaryota; Fungi; Ascomycota; Leotiomycetes; Helotiales; Sclerotiniaceae. The transcript is spliced from 2 exons. The record is from RefSeq and is a predicted model, not a curated record. Gene Ontology annotation, biological process: ubiquitin-dependent endocytosis. Gene Ontology annotation, molecular function: protein-macromolecule adaptor activity; ubiquitin protein ligase binding.
AUGUCCGUUCGAAUACAGCUCGACAACCCUCAUACCUUUUACACGAAUCUCGAUUUUAUCAGCGGCAGAGUCAUCCUAAAUCUUGCGAGCGAUGAGGCUGUUAGCAGGAUCGUGGUGAAGCUAGAAGGAGAGAGCAAGACCCGCCUUCUGAGACCACCAGAUAUGCUAUAUGGGCAAAAUCCAAAUAAUCCUGGCCUUUAUGCCAGGAGAGAUAGACAGGAGAUAUGCCAGGAAAAUCACAAGAUUUUAUACAGGGUCGCAGAAGUGUUUCCCAACAAAGCAAUCAUAAGUUCAUAUACGUUAAGAGCAGGCCAACAUGAAUACCCUUUCCGUAUCAAGUUGCCCAUCAAUAACGGCUGUCAUGAUCCAGUGUCGCAACAAAUGGGACCUGGUAGCGGAUUUGGAGGCCUCGGUAUCCAGGGUAUGCAGCAGAUGCAGUAUACUCACGUUAAGAGGACAUUACCUCCCUCACUCACCGGAUUUCCGGGAGAAGCUGAGAUAAGAUAUUAUAUCAAAGUUACUGUACAAAGGCCAUCAAUGUUCAAGGAGAAUAGAAGAUCAACAGUUGGUUUUAAAUUUCUGCCGAUUGAACCUCCAAGGCCUCCGAAAACCACAAAUGAAGCGUUUGCAAAGAGACCAUAUAUGUUCCCAAAUGGAGGGCCACUCUUUGCCAAAAAAGGCCUGUUCACAAAGAAAUCCAAGCAGCUAUCAGAUACGUCCCCACAAGGAGAAGUAGAUGUUAGACUACCUAGCCCUCCUAUUUUAACUUGCAAUAAGCCUUUACCAAUGAGGAUCCUUAUAAGGAAAACCAACCCAAGUCCUGAGCACCUGCUCCUCACGUCAUUGCAAGUAAACCUUCUCGGCUCCACUGAAGUAAAGGCCUCAGAUGUUAUUAGGGUUGAAACAAGUACUUGGGUUGUGAUGAGUUUAACUGGACUAUCCAUCCCCAUUGGAUCACCGAACGAUCCGAUCGGUACCGAAACAGCUAUAGAUAGUAACCUAUGGGAUGCAGUUCCUUUACCAAAUACUGUUGCCCCUACAUUUGUGACUUGCAAUCUGGCUCGUCGAUAUGAACUUGAGGCGAGGGUUGGAUUGGGUUAUGGUUACCCAGGAGAGAUUCAGGCCCAAACAGUAUCUGUCCCUCUCAGGUUCAAAAUCGAGAUCUUCUCCGGCAUAGAACCACCAGCAGCACUUUUGGACGCCAUGACUGCUCAACCCGGUAUUCCAGUUAGACCUCCGGUCAACACGGCACCGCCACCUUUCGACCCGGCAUUUCCCCCACAAAUUGGAGCGCCAGGAGCUCCGGCAUUAGAUGAUGCUCCGCCUUCUUAUGAGGAUGCGCUAGCGGAGGAUAUUACCCAAGCGAAUGGUAGUUCAAGACCUGCCUAUAGUGGUGUUACGAAUGAAAAUGCUCCGGGUAUCGAUGAGAAAGGGGUAUUAAGUAAGGGACAGCAGAAGAGCGAGGUUUAA